Culicoides brevitarsis is the source of this 1518-nucleotide messenger RNA. RefSeq lists its product as uncharacterized. Bases 88 to 1518 code for a protein of 476 amino acids. The transcript has 3 exons. The record is from RefSeq and is a predicted model, not a curated record. NCBI's taxonomy places the organism in Eukaryota, Metazoa, Arthropoda, Insecta, Diptera, Ceratopogonidae.
AUAUAACAGUAUCAAUUCCAUGGAAAAUCGGAGAAUCGGUCGAAAAAAAUAAAAUAAAAUAAUAAAUUAAAUGCGUUCCAGCCAAACAUGGCAAGACAUGUCGUUACAAUAGUGUGUUUCGUCUGUGUGAUAUAUACUGCAGGAGCCCAGAUUAAGCCAGAAUGGGAGAAGCCGGAUGCCUGGAGUCGACAUAGGUCUGCAGUAUUAGCCAGAGAAGCGAAGGAAAAUGCCUUGGAAACACAAAAUUCGAUCGCCGUAAUUGCGUCCAAAAGUUGUGCCGAAGAUUUACAAUCACAACAGGAACUAAGUACAAUAUUUUACAAACGUCUCGCACAAUUGUUAUUUAAGGAGAAAAAAUUCAAGGAAACCGAACUUGGUUUUGUCACACGUUCCAUCGAAAUAAAGUUGGAAAAGGAUCGUUUGCACUUGAUUAAUUCUCUAAUUGAUGGCGACGAUGAUGGCCAACUUACGGAAUUGGAUGAUCAAAUAAUCAGAGUAUUGCAGGAAUCUGAAGGCGGAUUUGCAGCAACAGUCAAAGACGAAAUUUUGACUGUUUUUGAAAUAAUUUUUCAAUAUUUACGCGAUAAAAAUGUGCAAGCCUUCUUAUAUUCAGUUUUCUUUUUUAUUUUAUUGCCACUGUUAUUCAAACGUUUCGGCUGGAAUAUGGCGAUCUCGAUUAUUUUCAUAUUACUUUUUGUCGGCUUUGUUGUUCAGUACAUGGAAUGCAACAAACAGAAGGAAGGUGAGCAAAUAAUAAGAUUUAAGAAAAUAAAAGAUCCCAGCAAGACGCCGUGCGAAGGAGUGGAUUUGAGCGAAGACACUUGGUUUGAGUACUUGGUUACUUGGUUUGGUUUUUCGGGAAAACAAGGGGAUUGCAUCAAAUACAUAAGAGAAACAGCCAAAUUGGAUCUGGAUGUUUGUCUUCCGGACGAAGUUUUGAUUCAAUACUUUUGCGAGACGCUUUCAAAUAUUGUGCUACGUUUAUUCGGUAGCAUAAUAGACAGAUUUCAUGAGACAACAAAGAACUACAGUAUCCCUGGACGAAUAUUUGCCUUUGCUAUAUUCCUGUCGAUGAUGAUAAUAUGUGCCUAUUUCUUCUUCGGAAUGACGAUACCGAAUAUCUUAAUUCAUGGUUUAAGAGAAAUUUUCAGUGGAAGACGAAGAAACAGCGAUGCCAAUGAAAGGCAUAGUAUAAAAAAUCAAGAAAAAUCCUCGUCGAAAGAAGAUCACCUAAAGGAAUUAAUAAAGGUUACAAAACUCUUGGCCGAACAAAAUCAAAUACAAACAAGAAAUGCAUUAGAAGGUCGCUAUCGUAAACCAUUGCGAAGAAAACGAAUAACAGAAAAUCGUAUUGAAGAUUUGACCGAUGAGGAGGAAACUGAUGGUCCAAAAGAGUUAAAAGAAAAAAAUGAAGAAGAAGAAAUUAGUGUCAGUGAAAGUAAUUUUGAAGACACGUCUGAUAACGUUGAAGAGCUAAAAGCCGAAACGACAAUCAUAAAAAAAACCAAAGUUCAAUAA